AUGAAGUUCUUUGCCUUCCUCCCAAUUGCUAUGCUUGCCGUUGGCGUGUCCUCCUCUCCGGUUCCUGCACCUGAGAAGAACGCCGUAGCCGAUGCAAACGACGUUGAUGAGAUCUCAACUCGCUCUCAGUGGUUCUACAACAAGCGGGACGAGGCUGUCAACGACGUCGAUGCCAUCUCGACCCGAUCCGAGUGGUUCUACAACAAAAAGCGCGCUGACGAUGCCAGUGCUCAUGUCCACGAUGCGAAUGACGUGGAUGAGAUCUCCACCCGUUCCCAGUGGUUCUACAACAAGCGGGAUGAAGACGCCAACGAUGUCGAUGCGAUCUCUACCCGAUCUGAGUGGUUCUACAACAAGCGUGCUGAGGCCGGAGAAGACAAUGUUGGCCAGGCCAACGAUGUCGACGAGAUCUCCACUAGGUCCCAGUGGUUUUACAACAAGAAGCGGGCCGAAGCGGCCGAGAACAACGCUGACGUGGCGAACGAUGUCGAUGAGAUUUCCACUAGGUCCCAGUGGUUCUACAACAAGAAGCGUUCGGAGGAGGCCAAUGAUGUUGAUGCGAUCUCUACUCGGUCUGAGUGGUUCUACAACUAG
Molecule: messenger RNA, 594 nt
Organism: Aspergillus terreus NIH2624
Lineage: Eukaryota; Fungi; Ascomycota; Eurotiomycetes; Eurotiales; Aspergillaceae
Exons: 2
Coding region: 1-594 (197 amino acids)
Source: RefSeq, a predicted model, not a curated record